Messenger RNA from Aspergillus caelatus, 1435 nucleotides. Its product is annotated as structure-specific endonuclease subunit SLX1. NCBI's taxonomy places the organism in Eukaryota, Fungi, Ascomycota, Eurotiomycetes, Eurotiales, Aspergillaceae. The record is from RefSeq and is a predicted model, not a curated record. Gene Ontology annotation, biological process: double-strand break repair via homologous recombination. Gene Ontology annotation, cellular component: Slx1-Slx4 complex. The coding region runs from base 207 to 1415 and encodes 402 amino acids. The transcript is spliced from 2 exons. Gene Ontology annotation, molecular function: 5'-flap endonuclease activity; crossover junction DNA endonuclease activity.
CAAUAUGUGCUGCUUAUGACACUUGUAUCAUGUGAUCAGGAUAUAUAUCCUACAAUAACAACAAGUGCAGCUUUACCCUGAGAUUAUUAUCACCAUUUUCCAAUGCACACAGUCAAAGAAGCAAACACCUACUGACACAAUUCAACAAUUUUUUAACACAACCAACUCAUGGUAAGACUUUAACACACCUGAGUCCUCCAAGCGCCAUGGCUGGUGUAGACGACGUUCCUACAAAACCGAUACCGGCCUUUUAUUGCUGUUAUCUUCUCCGAUCAACCGUUCGGCAAACUUCUCUGUACAUUGGCUCUACUCCUCACCCAUCUAGACGGCUCGCGCAACAUAAUGGUGUGUCAAAAGGAGGAGCACGUAAGACCGCAAAUGACAAGAGACCUUGGGAAAUGGUGCUCAUUGUAGAAAGCUUUAUGAGUCGGACUGCUGCCCUGCAGUUUGAGUGGGCAUGGCAAAAACCGGGCAAAUCUCGUCAUCUAGGCUUUGGUGAAGAUAGUAUGGAAUCUGCUCGAGGGAUGGGUAAAACCCGACCUCGUGGCUCGGCGAGGUCCUUGAAAGGGCACUUGGAGAAUCUGCACGCUUUGCUACGAUCGACAUACUUCUCCAGUCUGCCCCUCCGAGUACGAUUCUUUGCUGACGACGUUCACCAACUGUGGAGGGUCUGGAGUGAUCGCGUAGAUGGUGUCAUUCCAGAGCAUAUCAAAGUUAUCCCAGAUGGUAGCUGCGUCGAAAAUAAGCAGCCUGAUAUUGAAUACGCGAGAGUUGGUAGCGUCGAACACAUUCAGGUUGACUAUAGUAAGAUACGUGAUUACGUGGAAAAGACAGCGUUUCAACUGGACGAUCCAGAAGACUUGCAGUGCAAAGUUUGCCAAACACCUGUUGUCCCAAAGAAAGAGCUGAUAGUCAUCUGUCCUCAGAUGCGCUGUUACUGCGUAAGUCAUUUAUUAUGUCUAUCGGCUAGGUUCUUAGAUUCUACUAAAGAGCGAGGAAGACUCGUCCCUAUAUCUGGAACAUGUCCCGGAUGCCACAAAACUGUCCAAUGGUCACUGAUGAUGCAGGAGCUGAGUUUCCGGACCCGAGGAGGAAAGGAACUGCAGACUAUUUUGAGGAAAAAUAAACGAGGGGACUUCAGCAUAAAUAAUGUUCCGAGAGAGGACACUGAUGAUGUGAGGACAGUUACUGCAGAAUACUGUGACUUUUCUGAGUCAGUUGAUGCCUCAAUGAAAGGGCCGAACGAUGCCUUUGAUGAGAGUACACACGACGACAUCUCUUUAGAAGAUGACUGGUAUGAGUCGCCGGCCCUAGAAUCGGACCAUGAGAUCGGCGAUUGGUCGAAAAGCCAUCCUGCAAUGUCCACAAGAGUCGAAAUAGUCAUUGAGGAUAGCGAUUGUGAUAAUACAGGAUAAAAGCGCCCGGUGAUUCGCCU